GUUUUUCUUUUUUCGCCUUUAUCGCGCUUGAAUAAAGGCUUCCGCGAUAGCUGCAGUAAUAUCCCACACACCACAGUUCGUACGCGCCCUUCCUGCGUCUUUGAUUGUCUCAGCUGGCGUCUCAUUUGCUCGGCGACGCGCUAUUGGCGACGCGGCACCCUGGCUGCCCACCUCUACCGCUGGCUAGCGCUCAUCACAUUCACCCUUGUCAUCGCCGGCAAUGCCGCAUUCUCUGCAGUGCUGUCCUUGACCAUCAUGUCGUCGAGUAGCAAACGGUGCGGCAAUAAGAAGACCGUUCUCGUCAGCUUUGGGGGCGGGGGUUCCUCGGCACAGCACACCAGUGCCGCAGCGUUCCCCAUCGACUACGUCUCGUCCGUCCCCCAUGUCCCCCUGCAGCCGCCACCGUCGUCCUUCCUGUCCACGGCUGAGACGAAGCGCAAGUCGUCCUCUCACCAGAGUGGCGCUGUCCCCCCCGCCCCGCCCCGGCUGGUGGACUGCAUCAGCUGGCCGACACUCGACAAGACCGAGACGUCCGCACGGAAACCUUCCCAGCAGCAGCAGCAGCAGGCCAAUAGAGGGGAUGACAAUGACAAUAAGCCACAGCAGCAGACCCAGCGGCAGCAGCGGGGAGGGGCAGGGGGAGACAAGAGUUCUGUGUCUCGGGAUGCGUCGGUGUCUGCGGGGGAUAAUAACGGUGACCUGGAGGGGCGGAUGCAGGCGUGGGGGGUGCGGUGUUCGCUGGAGGACUGGAUGAGGAUGCGCAACCUGCCCGCACUGCCGGCGGGGAUCGACAAGGUGUCGGAGUCAGUCCAGCAGCACAUUCUCAGGAACUGGCCACUCAUCGUCCGGUAGGCACACGGCACACACAAGGCAUGAAGGAGGGGGGAGGUAGAGGGAGAUGCUCUGCACGUCGAUGUGUGUCCCUCACGGUACGUGUCAGGCGUGACGGUACGUUUGAGAGUUGGAGUGAGCAGAUGAAGGGUCAGCGGUCGGCCGAUGAGAUGUACGCGGACCUGCAGACCUACAUCGACGAGCACAGCGUCAAAUUCGCCACCAAAUGGAAACAAGAAUUCGAGGAAUCAACCAGACAGUCCGUCUGCACACCAAACCUCCAUCCAUCCAUCCAUCUACAUGCCUUUUGUGUGUGUGUGUGUGUCACAUGCAGGUUCCCUCGUGAGUUGGUUGACCGUCUCAGGGCCAAGAUGGUCCAGUGGGUGCUCUCGGACCACUCAGUGCGGGGAUGCUUCUUCCUCUCGCCCUCCCGCCUGGCCUACCUGCUCUGCCGUUGGCCCUUCGUGGGGCCUGAGGGGGACUACCGGACGGUGCUGCACGGCCUCAAGACCUCCUGGAAAGUCACAAGCUCCUUCUACAGCGCUGUGGGCAUCGUGGCGCAGGGACGGACGUUGCUGUGAGUGCACGAGACACAUGCGCAUACUGCGUGUGGCCGAAGGUGGUAUCUCUCCUCCUCUGUGUGGGCGUGUGCAGGCCGGUGAUACUGCCUCGCGAGAUAUUGAGCAACGUCUAUGCGAUUGAGGACGAGUUUGGCCUGCCUGAGGAGUCCAUCGUCAAAGUAGGUGCAGUGCGGGGCGGGGCGGGAGAGAUGCUUGCACAAGGCACCCUGCUCGCCUUGAGCACACACACACACACUUGCGGAUGCAGGUAGUCAAGUUGUUCCGCAUCCCCGGCCACGUGGACCACUUCAUCCGCAUGUGGCGCAAGAGCGCGCGCGGCGAAUCCCACCCACCGGCAGGCCCUCAGCUUGACACCCGAGACACCACCGCCAACACAGACACAGCGAACGAGGCCACACAUACCGAGCAACCACCACCACCAGCAGCAGCAGCAGCAUUAGCAGCGCCCCCAGACUUGCCGCAGCUCACAGUUGGCGACCAUCGCUCCGACCUAUACCGCGAGUUUGAGGAGGCCUGGGCGCAGGCGGCCGUCAGGGGCACCAAGAGGCAGCCGCUCGAGGGAGGGCUUGUGGGGGAUAUGGAGGGCGUUUGCAGUGGGGGUGCGAGGUUUGUGCCUAGGAGGGGCGGUGGUCCCCUGCUGGCGGGCCGCACCGAGACCAUUCGGCACUUUGAGGCGGCGGCCAGCCGAUUUGCGAGGGAGAAUGUGUAUGCGCAUGAGCCGCUCAGUGGCAGCCUCAAGGAGGCUAUUCUCCUGGGAGACAGGUAAGCCUAGCGUGUGGAUGUCUAUCGUCUGGUUUGUAUCGAUGCAGGUGUGUAUUGUGUGCCCGAUGUGAUGUGCCUGCCACUAAGAACAGGGGCGAGGAUUGUCCUGAGAUGGCGUCUCUGCGUGCGUUGGCUUACUCGUGGGGGCUACACGAGGACACCGUGGUCAUGCUCACCAACUCACUCACACCAAAAGAGGUAGGUACACACACACCGAUUUUCCCGUCCACAGGCCCACACGUACGCGCCCGUUUUCACCGUAUCAGAUAUCGACGAUCUUCCGGCGGGCGGAGUCGCGUGACUCGCGUCUGCCCUCCCCGCUCAUCGUUGACUCGCUCACCAUCCACCCGCCCCUGACGCCCUCUCCCCAUGACAAGCCGGCCCUGCCGCACUACAAGAAGGAGAAAGACUGGACCAUCCUCAACAUGGCCAGGCGCAUCGUCCGCUAUGGCGACGACUUUGACGACAACGAGGAGGACAUCGACACGAUGGCUCAAGGGGAGGUGGGGAGUGAGAGCGACCAUCAUUACGAUCAGAGGCCGGGUGUCCCGCCCCCUGUGCCCCCGCCCGUGGUGACGGAGGAGACCUUCCCCAGGCUGCUUAAUGGCCAUGAUCGGGAGCUGCUUCUGCUUGACCCCUGGAGGGCGCAGCAGCAGCUGCAGCGGCAGGAGGAAGAGGAGGACCAGCACGACCUCACCCCCGAGUAUGAGCAGCUCAGGCGCACCCGGGGCUCAUUCACCCACCUCUCCGCCCUAUACCAGCCACCACCACAAGCACCGCCUGCCCGCAGCACCUGGUCCACUAGUGGCGGGUUUGCCUCCCUGUAUCCCUUCCCCCUGUCGUCGCAUUACCCGUGGGAGCACGACGCGGCGUACGAGGCGGAGACACAGCGGUGCUCUCUGUUCGCUGCCGAUCCCGUCGGCGUGAUACGGGCUGCUGGCGAGAGGGGGGUGGUGGUGGGCGGCAAGGGGAGGAGUGGGAGGAGUCAUCGGGGAUAUAUCAUGGCGGAUAAACCUGCCGACGAGGCGCUGUACCGUCCCUUCAGCGUGUCUCGGUGUCACGGCGGUGGCCUUGACCUCAAUCAGGAGGUGCACAAGGCCCACGCGAUGAUGGUGCAGCAGCAGAUGCGGCACAACUACACCCACAGCCAGCACAAGGGUGUCGCGGUGGUCAGGAGGGAUGUGCCCCACGAGAAGGACAAAGACAAGCAGGAGCCGUCAGCCGUCACAACCACCUCCUCGUCCGCUUCCUUCGUCUCCCAGCAGAUGCUCCCCUCCCGCCCCACCACACCCACCCUCCAUCCCACUCACCACCACAAACACAGCAGCAGCACCAGAGACAGGACAGGGACAGACGGCACCCACCCGCCACCCCUCAUCGAGCUGCUCCAAAUCGCCAACGCCUCCCAGUACCACGGCGUGUUGGCCGCUGAGGGCCUGGACGCCGUCGAUUUUUUGAGGCAGGUAGUGAGCGACAGCCAGCUGGCGUGUCGGUGCCCGACUGUGCCGCGGGAGACGCGCAGCAACAUCAUGCGGACGGCGGACAAGCUGGCGCACGGAUACACACUGCGGAUGGAGGCCAUUGCGCCGGCAGCAACGGCCGUCGACACACACACAAGGGAGAGGGAGAGGGAGAAGGAGAGGAAGAGCUCAAGUGCCAAGAUCACGCCAUGACAGAUGGGAUGGGUGGAUGGAGAGGGGGUGGUGUACCAUAUGCGCAUCGGCGUGUGGCGGUGCCGAGUGCAUAGACUGGCGUGCGUGCGUGUGGUUGUUGGACUGAGUGAGUUGAG
Molecule: messenger RNA, 3963 nt
Organism: Vitrella brassicaformis
Lineage: Eukaryota; Vitrellaceae
Source: the annotation of a GenBank genome assembly